UUCAGUACAUACUGCAAUUUAAACAUUGAGAUAAUUACUUCUCACACACUCUCUUUUUGUUUUGUUUUGCUCGCUGUGCUGUACUGGAUACAAUUAAGGUUGGCAAAUGUUAUUUGAGAGUCUACAGACAGGUUGACUACGUUCAAUAUUUACCAUAAAGAUUCCUAGCUCUUUCACAUAUGGUUUACUUCGCAUUCGACCGAGACCUUUUGCAACUUGUCGUUGCCAAUUCGAAUCUCCUGGAAUCUUUAUUCGGAAGGCCUUUUUGAGGAAGUGUACUUAUAUGUCCAGAGCACAUACAGCUCAAUAUUGCAUCACUAAAUCAGAGAAGAAGAAUAGAACAUUACCAGAAAUUUCAAGUCCUACAACAGAAACACGACAGGAUAUUUUGAGACAGGGAAUAUUGUUGCUUGAAGAAAUUGGAAAUUUGAUCGAGUUGGAAAAUUCGAGACGCUCGACAGGUUUGAGCAAUCUUAUAAUGCCUCCAGCUCCGAGGAAGAGAAAGUUUAGAGAGGAUAAAGACGGAGAGGGAAAGGAUAAGGGAGGAUCGAAUGGUGCGCAGAAGUAUUACGCAGUCAGAAAAGGGAAGAAAACGGGCGUUUUUACUGAUUGGGAGGAUUGUAAGGAGCAGAUUACGGGUUUUGGAGGAGCUAUGUAUAAAUCAUUUUCAACACAAUCGGAUGCAGAAGCAUUUGUAGCGGGCAAAAAUCCAGCGAAACCUUCAAAGGGAGAUAAAUUUUAUGCUGUGGCCGUGGGACAUGAAACAGGGAUUUACGAGGAGUGGGCAGAUGCGAAAAAGCAAAUUGAUGGGGUCAAGGGGCCAAAAUAUAAGAAGUUUACUACGAGAGAGGAGGCAGAGGAGUUUGUGAGAGAAGGCGGAAAGACUAAUAAGAAGGUUAAGACGGGGUCAGGAAAAGAGGAGAGUGGGAAGAAAGUGGUGAAGGGGAAGGACAAGGUUACGGUGGAGGAGAAAGCGCAGGAAUUCAUUAAAGGAGACACUGUCAAGGUCUGGACGGAUGGUAGUAGUAGAGGUAAUGGAAAGGUUGGGGCCGUGGCUGGAUAUGGAGUUUUCUUCGGGGACGGUGAUGAAAGAAACAUCUCGGCUCCCCUAGAAGGUGCCCUUCAAACUAACCAACGCGCCGAACUCACGGCCGCUCUCCGCGCCCUCGAGACUGUACCAUUAGAUAAGAACGUUGAGAUUAUCACAGACAGUAAUUACACGAUAAAUUGUGCGACUGUAUGGUAUAAAAAUUGGGAGCGAAAUGGAUGGAAGACAAGUACGGGGAAAUCAGUCAUGAAUGAAGACUUGGUGAAGCAGAUUAGGGCACUUAUUGAUAAGAGAACGAAAAGCAAGGCUCAGACUAAUUUGACGUGGGUUAAGGGGCAUGAUGAGAACCCGGGGAAUGUGGCGGCGGAUAGGUUGGCUGUUAAGGGGGCAAUGGAGAAGAACCGGUGAGGAGCUUGUCGUUUGAGCCUCUUAUUUAGCAGUUCGCCGAUUCUUGGAAUCUCUAGGAAGUGCAUCUCCUCAUGUCACGGAUAUGAAGUGUGGAGUGAAAAGAGGAUUGCGUUCACCGUGGCCUUGAAUAUGGAUAUCAAGCUGCAAAGGGAAGGCAUAUAAUGAAAUGAAAUGAUACCAUUGUUUAGUGUACUGGUUUCCGUGGGCCUUUGGGUAGGCAGCUACUAUUUUAUUUAUCCAAUAA
Molecule: messenger RNA, 1700 nt
Organism: Botrytis porri
Lineage: Eukaryota; Fungi; Ascomycota; Leotiomycetes; Helotiales; Sclerotiniaceae
Exons: 4
Coding region: 284-1456 (390 amino acids)
Biological process (GO): DNA replication, removal of RNA primer
Molecular function (GO): nucleic acid binding; RNA-DNA hybrid ribonuclease activity
Source: RefSeq, a predicted model, not a curated record